AUGAAGCCUUUCCGAAUAUCCACACUGCUGCGCCCAACGCAACCCUUAACCUAUACCGUUCCCUUCCGCAGUACCAGCCGAAGCCUCAACACCACCCCUCCCCUCCGCCAACCCAAAUCCGCAUCCAAUACCUCCCCCGAGCAACCCGUGAACUUCUACAAAGUGUACGGCCGUGCCCUUUUUAAAUCGCUGACGCUCGCCUUCCUCAGCUACCAGAUCGCCUAUUGGACAUGGCUGACGCUUGAGACGGAAGACAUCAAGGACCAGAAAAAUCGGGAGAUCAAAUCUUUAGAGCGUGAAGUCAGAUUACUGGAUGAGAGUCGAAAAGCUCAUCGGCCUGGUGAAUGA
Molecule: messenger RNA, 348 nt
Organism: Rhinocladiella mackenziei CBS 650.93
Lineage: Eukaryota; Fungi; Ascomycota; Eurotiomycetes; Chaetothyriales; Herpotrichiellaceae
Exons: 1
Coding region: 1-348 (115 amino acids)
Source: RefSeq, a predicted model, not a curated record